This is a messenger RNA of Syzygium oleosum, 876 nucleotides long. RefSeq names its product vascular-related unknown protein 1-like. The record is from RefSeq and is a predicted model, not a curated record. The coding region runs from base 141 to 593 and encodes 150 amino acids. Gene Ontology annotation, biological process: xylem development. NCBI's taxonomy places the organism in Eukaryota, Viridiplantae, Streptophyta, Magnoliopsida, Myrtales, Myrtaceae. The transcript has 3 exons.
UGCUCAUCAGAUUGCAAAAUUAGGUUUCGGACUGAAAUGUGAACCAAAAUCUUCAAGAAAUACGGUCCCCACUCCUAGUAUCCGAGGCAUAUCAUUCAUUUCAUUUUCGAAGCAGUCCUUCUUAGUAUAAAAAUUACUCGAUGGGAGACACCGAAGUGGACCGAAAUGACAUGUCUAAUUCAAGAACCACCGAUCGUGCCGAAGAAAGUAGCUGGACUAUGUAUCUUGGGGAUUUUCUGAUUGACAAUAAGAAGAAGAGUUCCCUAAUUUCUUCGGAAAACAACAGCUCCUCUCUGGUCUCCGACGCUACUUCUUCUAUCACAAGGGUGUUCGCCGAUGCCACUCGGACGAUCUCUUGCAAAAGAGUUAGUUUCAAGAAGAAGGAAUCGCGGGAUUCGAUCAUCCAGGACGCUUUAGAGGAUACAGCUAGUUCUCUAAACUGCCCUAAGGCUAAAGAAAGCACCUUAGAUCGGGCACAUUUGAGAAAGGAUCUCGUUCUUAUUGCAAGAGAUGAUGUUCGCGGGGCAAUGAAGGAAUCCAGUCCUCGCUUGGCGCCGCCAUCAACCUAUGGUGGUGAAGCUCAAGUACUCUAGGAUCAGAAGUUAAUGAUGGGAAUGAGAAAGUCAUGAAAGUCUUUGAAAAAUAUUCUCAGUUUCAUCACUCUCAUGUACUCUUGCCUAUGUAUAAACCGACAUGAUAUGUCCCGGUAUAGAUGUCGCGUCAUUUUCUUCUUCUUAUGUUGUUUUCGCGGCACUUUUCAUUGGAAGAGCAGAGCGAAAACGUGUGGACCUUGAGGAGUAUGCAUCUGCAUCUGUGCAGUGUAGAUGCUUAUCUAAUGUCCGAGGUAUAUAAAGUUGUUUUGCAUGCGUGUGGCAA